UCUGAUUGCAAUCGUUUGAUCUGUUAUCAUAUUUCCAUUACGAUUGCAUUAUUACUCGAAAAGUGUCCAAAAGACAAGCUGACAUCGUUGAUAGAGAAGGAUAUUUAAAUUAAAAGAUAUUAUUCCACUGUGAUUAAGAAACGUGAUAAAAACAACGUUAAAAAAUAAAAAAAAAAUCCCAGAUUGCGUUGGAAAAAAGUUAUAUGUGACGAAAAGCAAAUCUUGGAAGAAGCUGAGAUCCAUUCCAGGAUAUAGAGAGUCAAGGAAGAAGAAAAAGAAUAACAACGACCAACGAUAAAGACUGUCAAUCUUCGAAGAGGUCCUUUUGUGCAAAUUUUGAACUUAUAGAUCGACACAAUGGCGAUAUUCAGCAUCAGAUCUUGCCUGCCUGUUCUGGUUGCCUAUGUCAUCGUCAACAUACCGCUCGUUCAAGGUCGGAGUCUAAGACGACGACACGGACAUCAUUCUCAUCCGAAUUAUUACAAUUUCGAGGAAUCGCUGCCAAGAGAUUUAUCAGGACGUCUCGAUGACGAUCUGGAGUACUAUCGCGAUUUCCACAGACAGAAGAAAAGUCGCGAAUAUCCUCAAGUUCUGGAUCGUUCCUUGGAGUACGAGGACUCGGAGGAGCGAGUACCAAUGUCCUUCCGUCGACAUAAGCAUGAAUACGGCUCGAGAGAUCGCGAGUCUUUACGAAAGGAUUACCUGCGCAAGCACGACUUUGACGCGCUCUCGAUGAGAUUCGUUGCUAGGAGAAAACGUCACGACAAAAGGACUGUCGUAAAUUAUCACAAAUUCAAUCCGGAGGACGUAACCUGGCAAUUCGAAAAUCAACCCAGGAUGCAAGAAAAACUUUUCGAACUGGAAGUGAAGCAGGCGCAAAACAGCUCCAUUUGCAACUACACCGUGGAAUCAAUUCCGGACACCCGGGGUUCCCGGGUACCGAAGGAUCUGGAGCACGUGAAGUGCAAUCACAUCGGCAGCAGUUGUCAGGGCACCGGCACCUAUUGCUGUAUACAGACGUACAGAAACAUCGAGGUAUCCUAUGGCGACGGCGACACGGAGCGAAUGAAGCUCUACGUUGGUUGCGUGUGUGCCCUUCAGGUCUUCAACAGUAUGAUGAGCUCGGAGAUAUCCAUCAGUGAUUGACACCGAGAACUCGCUAGGGUAACUUGGGGAAGACAGGGGAGUAGUGACGAUCCGCUUCGGUGAUGAAUUCGUCUCGGUGGCGACGAUCACUGGCGGUGAUCUUCAGACCGGCACGAAUCGAGCGAGACGCGUCUUUGAAGAAGACGGCGAUUGAAACUAAGCAAAAAA
This is a messenger RNA of Mycetomoellerius zeteki, 1314 nucleotides long. RefSeq lists its product as uncharacterized. Bases 358 to 1146 code for a protein of 262 amino acids. Lineage: Eukaryota; Metazoa; Arthropoda; Insecta; Hymenoptera; Formicidae. The record is from RefSeq and is a predicted model, not a curated record. The transcript has a single exon.